CCCAAGCUCGCCGUGGAGGGGCGGAUCGGCGAGGGACUGUUAGCAAAGAUGGCGGUGGCGGCUGCCGUGGCGAGGGUCUGGGGAUCAAGUCGAGGCUUGGGCCGGGUUGGCCUUCUCCUCCUGCGGCGGCCAGGGGCUCGUGGGCUGGCUAGAUCACAUCCCCAGAGGCAGCAGCAGCACUUCUCAUCCCUGGAUGACAAGCCCCAGUUCCCAGGGGCCUCGGCGGAGUUUAUAGACAAGCUCGAGUUCAUCCAGCCCAAUGUCAUCUCUGGGAUCCCCAUCUACCGCGUCAUGGACCGGCAGGGCCAGAUCAUCAACCCCAGCGAGGAUCCCCACCUGCCCCAGGAGAAGGUGCUCAAGUUCUACAAGACCAUGACGCUGCUCAACACCAUGGACCGCAUCCUCUAUGAGUCCCAGAGACAGGGCCGGAUAUCCUUCUACAUGACCAACUAUGGUGAGGAGGGGACGCACGUGGGGAGUGCAGCAGCCCUGGACAGCACGGACCUGGUGUUUGGCCAGUACCGGGAGGCAGGCGUGCUCAUGUACCGGAACUACCCCCUGGAACUGUUCAUGGCCCAGUGCUACGGCAACGUGAGCGACCUGGGCAAGGGGCGCCAGAUGCCCGUCCACUAUGGCUGCAGGGAGCGCCAUUUCGUCACCAUCUCCUCUCCACUGGCCACGCAGAUCCCUCAGGCGGUGGGGGCAGCCUACGCGGCCAAGCGGGCCAACGCCAACAGGGUCAUCAUCUGUUACUUCGGAGAGGGCGCGGCCAGUGAGGGGGACGCCCACGCCGGCUUCAACUUCGCCGCCACCCUCGAGUGCCCCAUCAUCUUCUUCUGCCGGAACAACGGCUAUGCCAUCUCCACGCCCACCUCUGAGCAGUACCGCGGGGAUGGCAUUGCGGCUCGAGGCCCCGGAUACGGCAUCCUGUCCAUUCGCGUGGAUGGCAAUGAUGUGUUUGCUGUGUACAACGCCACCAAGGAGGCCCGGCGGCGGGCCGUGGCGGAGAACCAGCCCUUCCUCAUUGAGGCCAUGACCUACAGGAUCGGGCACCACAGCACCAGCGACGACAGCUCAGCGUACCGCUCGGUGGACGAGGUCAAUUACUGGGACAAGCAGGACCACCCCAUCUCCCGGCUGAGGCACUACCUGCAGAGCUGUGGCUGGUGGGACGAUGAGCAGGAGAAGGCCUGGAGGAAGCAGUCCCGCAAGAAGGUGAUGGAGGCCUUUGAGCAGGCCGAGCGGAAGCUGAAGCCCAGCCCCAGCCUGCUCUUCUCAGAUGUGUAUCAGGAGAUGCCUACCCAGCUCCGCAAGCAGCAGGAGUCUUUGGCCCGUCACCUCCAGGCCUAUGGGGAACACUACCCCCUGGAUCACUUCGAGAAGUGAGGCUACUUGGCCCAUCCCCACCUACGCCAACUCUGCCUCUGAGGGCAGAGGCGGCCAGGGCAGCACUUGGGGCGGCUCCUGCCUCUCCAUGCUGUUAACGUUGGUGGGGCCUUGGUCAGCCCCUUCUUCGCCUUUAGUUACAGGGUCUCCUCCCAGGGGCUGGGCAAGGGCACCUCCAGGACUGGAAGCCCCUCAGGGCUGGGGGUGGACGUGGCAGGUCAGCCUGUGGAACUUACUCAGAGUGAGAGGUGGUCAGCAGGUAGUGAAUAAACUAUGUCUCUGCA
This is a messenger RNA of Lagenorhynchus albirostris (white-beaked dolphin), 1670 nucleotides long. It is a transcript of the gene BCKDHA, whose product is annotated as branched chain keto acid dehydrogenase E1 subunit alpha. The record is from RefSeq and is a predicted model, not a curated record. Gene Ontology annotation, biological process: branched-chain amino acid catabolic process. Lineage: Eukaryota; Metazoa; Chordata; Mammalia; Artiodactyla; Delphinidae. Gene Ontology annotation, molecular function: oxidoreductase activity, acting on the aldehyde or oxo group of donors, disulfide as acceptor. The transcript has 9 exons. Bases 49 to 1386 code for a protein of 445 amino acids.